Molecule: messenger RNA, 2232 nt
Organism: Rhododendron vialii
Lineage: Eukaryota; Viridiplantae; Streptophyta; Magnoliopsida; Ericales; Ericaceae
Product: protein FRIGIDA-like
Exons: 4
Coding region: 82-1995 (637 amino acids)
Source: RefSeq, a predicted model, not a curated record
CCGCAUCCGACCGCCUAAAGGGGACUCGACUAUUCAGGUAACCCCUUCUCCUUCCGCUUCGAAAUCACGAUCAAACUCCACAUGGCAACCCCGUCCCCUCCUCCACCCGUCAAGCCCGACCUCCGCCCCGCCCCGCCCCCUCCUCAACCGUCGCAACCAUCUCCCACCGUCGAACAAGAACACCAACACCACCUCCCAAUCGCGCCCAAUCUACCAACCCAAACCCCAUCACAACCACAACAGCAACAACAACAAAAGCUGCCCGAUUUCAUCAAUUACAUCGCCGACCUCCGGAACCUCUCCCCCGCCCUCUCCGCCUUCCACCGCCGCUACGACGAGCUACACGAGCACCUCGACUUCAUCAGAACCUCCAUCGACUCCCAAUUGCUCCAACUCCUCGAUACAGAGGUCCUUCCAAAUGUUGAAAUCCUUCCUCCUGCAGACCAAUCAGUACUUGCUCCAAUUGUUGAAGAAUUAGGUAAAUCUGAAGAACAACAAUCGCAAGAUGAUGUUACCCCCGAGUCAUCUCAAUCGGAGAUCGAAACAAUCUGCAAGACCAUGUGUUUUCGUAGCCUCCGGAAGUAUAUAAUAUCGAAUCUUUCGAAUUUGGCCAAACUUCGCGAAGAAGUGCCUUUGGCAUUGAAGCUUGCUUCGAACCCAGCGAAGCUCGUGUUGGAUUGUUUCGGGCGUUUUUUCCUUCAGGGAAUCAAAGCCUAUUAUAAGGACUCACCUAUGAUUCCGUCUAGAAAAGCGUCGGUUUUGGUUUUGGAAUAUUUUCUGCUAAUGGGAUUUGAUAGUGGGGAGAUCGAGGAUGCAGUUAAACAAGAGGCGGAGUCGUCCGCAGUGGACUGGAAGAAGCGGCUUAUGACUGAAGGUGGUUUGGUUAAGGCUUGUGAGACUGAUGCUCGUGGAUUGUUGCUUUUGAUUGGUUGUUUUGGGAUACCUAAAGUGUUCAAGUAUGAAGAUAUUUGGGAUUUGAUUCGGGCUGGGAAUGUGAUAGAGAUAUCUGAUGUCCUCCGGAGGUCAAAUGUCCUUCUCACAAAAAUUCCAGAUAUAAUUGAGUGGAUGGUGAAGAAUAAAAUGGAAGUAGAAGCUGUUGAUGUUAUGUAUACUUUUGGGAUGGAGAGCAGGUUCCUUCCUGUGAAAAUUCUGAAAUCUUUCUUACUUGAGGGUAAACAAACUUGGAAGAAAACAAAACAAGCGUCAGAGGGUUCAGUAUCGAUUGUGAACAACGGAAAUAAAAGGCAGCUGGCUGAUAUGAAACUUGUACUCAAGUGUUUGAAAGAUCACAAGAUGGAUCCGUCAAAGGUUCUCAACGGAUGGCACCUCGAAGAAAAGAUAUCUAAACUCGAGAAAAAAAUAUCCGAACUGGAUAAGAAAAUCAAAGAGCAGGUUAAAUCAAAGAGAAAAGAAGCAGAUGAAGCAGGGCCCUCACAUAAGGCAAAAAGCCAAGACCUAAAACGAGCACGAGUAGCCGAUAGCAGGCCACAUGUGGAUUAUAUUGAAAGGAACUUGUUGGAUGGCGGUAUUCCUCAGUUCAGUAAUACUUAUUCCGCUUACUCAUCUUUAGCGGGACCCAAGGCCGGAAUAAGGGUCGCUGAAGUUCUGACGCCGGGAUCUUAUGCCACAGCGUUUCAUGGUGGCAUUCCAGUUGAUAGGGUGGGGCAAAUCAGUAAUUAUAGCAGUGUUCAGCCUUACGGGUGGCGUGGGGAAGCGUCCUUAAAUGAAAGGUUAGUUAGUCGUAGCUAUGUGGAGCCCUCGGCCCAUGGUGCCAAUGGGUUGUAUGGGGCGGCAGCAACGGUGGCGGAGAGCUAUGCGGGGUUGUCAAAUCCCUCGUCUAUUGGUGCUUCUUAUCGGACCUCAACAUCGGAUCUUUACCAGUUCGCCGAUACAAUUGUGGACAGAGAAACAUAUGGUGGUUCUCGAACAGGUGCUAGUGCUACCAUCCCCCCUCUUCCUAUUGCCUCUGCUCAUCAUCCGACUUACUAUUACUGAGUGAAUUUCAUGAUCCUUGUUUUUGGCAGUUUCAAUGUUUGUGUAUUAGGAUAUUCUCUAGUCUCUACCAGCUCGUGGCUGAUGGGAAUUUUUUUUCCGCUCGGCACAAUGGCUGACGGGAAUUGAGUCAAACAUUGUGGAGAAAAUGGAAUUUUAGCCUUUUCGACUUGUAGACUUGAUCUGUUUUAGACUUGCUGCUGAACAACACUUGAUCUAGAUUUUGUCUUUGCUUUGCAA